AUGGUCAAGAAAGUAGCCAACACGAAGUACGACCCGGCACGCGACAUACCCCGUUUAGACGGCAAAGUUGCGAUAGUCACUGGUGGCUACUCUGGUAUUGGCCUCGAGACAUGUCGGCAGUUGCUCGCGCAUGGCGCAACGGUAUAUAUGCUCAUUCGCACACCCGCGCGUGCGGAGAGUGUCAUCAAGCAGCUCGAGACGGACAUCCCUGAGCUCACCGGCAAGGGGCGCGCAAAGUAUAUUCAGGUGGACUUCAGCAGUAUGAGUGAAAUCAAGAAGGCUGGAGAGGAGUUCAUGAAGUUGGAGCAGAGGUUAGACAUACUCGUACACAAUGCCGGGCGUAUGCCCGAUAAGAAUGUGCCCUAUACUCUGAGUGACGAAGGAAUCGAGAUGAUGUAUGCUGUCAACCAUCUGGCGGUCGCAGUCCUUACCCGUACCCUCCUUCCCGUACUCAGGGCCACAUCAGGAGACGUCCGCAUCAUCGUACACUCCUCCUCAGGACACCGCUUUGCGCCAUCCUCAUUCGACAUGAGUUGCAUCAAGGGUUGGAACGCAACGCGGGGCAACUCAAUGAACAAGAAGAGCCAACGCUAUUCGAUCACCAAGUGCAUGAACAUUCUUUGGGCUGCGCAACAACAAUUAUACUUCGCCAAAACCCCCGGUCUAUCCCAUAUUCUGACCAUUGCGUUGCAUCCGGGGUUUGUAUGGACCGAGGGUAUGAUCACCGGAGCCCAGGCCUGGCUUGUUUGGGUUGCGCGUGGCUGGGCCAUGACGCCCGAGCACGGUGCAUAUACAACGCUCUUCGCUGCAACGGCGCCAGAAGUGCGAGAACAACGAGAGCAGUACGAUGGGAAGUAUCUGGUGCCGUUUGGGAAGGUGCAAAGACCCAAGAAGGGUGCGCGGGGAGUGAAGAAGGCUGAGAUACUGUGGGAGGCGACUGAGAAGAUCAUGGACGACCUAUUGGGACCAGGAGUGAAGAAUGAGGUGGUGGCGAAUGGCGGAGAAGGAGGCGCUAUGUCGGGUGAAGUUGAGAAGAGACAUAAUGGCGAGUAG
Peniophora sp. CBMAI 1063 is the source of this 1053-nucleotide messenger RNA. The record is from the annotation of a GenBank genome assembly. Lineage: Eukaryota; Fungi; Basidiomycota; Agaricomycetes; Russulales; Peniophoraceae.